UUAGUUUAAUUAAGCGCAACAUUUGUGAGCAUUUAUAAAAUUAAAUUAUACAGCUUAACAGUGAACCAAAAUGUCGGUUAUAUCUGAACAAUAUUUGAGUGAAAUUCUACAAAAAGUUGCAUCAAAUUAUGGCUUACAAGACUGGGUUUAUAACCAAGUAAAGUUUGAAAGUAUUGCACAGAACUACUUUGGGAUCAUAUUGCCUAUUGUUUUGUCGGGCAGACACGAAGGGGCCGAAGUUAAAUUUCAACUAGUUUUGAAAUUAGCUCCGACGGACGAGAGGUACCGAGUCAGUGGUGCAGUAACAGUAAUGUUUGCGAGAGAAAUUUUUGUAUACUCUGUGAUUCUUAAAAAGUAUGCAGAAAUUCAAAAACUUUUUCCUCUAAACUUGCAGUACAUUAUACCGCAGUGUUAUUACAUACAGGCAGAGUAUACCAAAGAGGUCAUAGUUAUGCAGGACAUGUGUGCAGAAGGCUACCGGCCUUACACUCAUGAAAUAUUCCUUGACUUAGAACAUAUUAUAAUUUCUUUGAAGUUCCUCGCUAAGCUACAUGCAUUGUCAUUUAUUCUAAAGAAUAAAGAUAAUGAAUUAUAUAGUGAAAUAUCUAAAGCUUGUGUACCAUUAACAGAAAAAUCGAAUGCAAGGUACAUGACUAUUAUGAAAGAUAGAUUAGACAAAGCGUUAAUUAAGUUUCAGAAUACUGAGUACGUACCGCUGUUACAGAAGUUGAGACUGAAAUGUGCUGACUAUUUUGAUGCAGCCAAUGAUUCUGUAGAAAAUACUUGUAUCUGUCAUGGAGAUAUGUGGAAAGAGAAUAUAAUGUUUAAGUAUGAGAACAACAAGCCGGUCUCCGCAUGCAUGAUAGACUACCAAACAACCCGCAUAUGCAGUCCAGCAUUUGAUGCAAUGUACCUAAUCAUAAGUAGUACUAGUACAGAAUUGAGACAACAACAUUUGCACCAACUAUUGGACACAUAUUACCAAUCAUUUGAUCAAAUGUUGGUAGAGGGUGGUUUAGAAUCUCAAGAAGUGUAUACAAGGCAAAUGUUUGACAAAGAUUUGAAGACUGUUUCGCUAGCUUGCUUAAUAACUGCAAAUACAGCUAUUUGGUUGUACAAUGGGUUGCAAGAAGAAGGCCAUGUGAGAAGUAAGCAGGUUUUGAAUACACCAGAGGAAAGGCAAAGAGCUGCGAAUAAGUAUGUUGGCGUUGUUAAAGGGAUCAUAGAUGACCUCUCCGGUCAGGGUUAUUUGACCUUGAAUGAUUUGUGAUAUUAGACAUUAAUAUAAGUUGUU
Molecule: messenger RNA, 1294 nt
Organism: Trichoplusia ni (cabbage looper)
Lineage: Eukaryota; Metazoa; Arthropoda; Insecta; Lepidoptera; Noctuidae
Exons: 2
Coding region: 71-1270 (399 amino acids)
Source: RefSeq, a predicted model, not a curated record